AUGAAUUUAAUGAGUAUUUUAAUACCAAUUAUUUUAAUAACUCAACUAACGAAUUCUUUUGUUGAUGCACAAGACCAUGUUGAUGGCAAAGUUGAAGAAAAUACUGAAGAUACUUUAGAUUCCUCUGAUAAUUAUGUCGACACUGAGAUAGAUAUGAAGAUUACAUUCAGAUCAAGUAUUGAAAAAUUUCUUCAAACUCUUAUGAUGACUUUGAGAAGACGUCAAGUGGAUAGAGAAGCUAAUAGAUUCGUUGCAGUGAUGAUUGCUUUGCUACCUGAACCUGUUAAGGAGAUCCUUAUGCUGACGAGUGAUAAAGAAAAAGAAAAAAAGGAUAAUAUUGAAAGAAGAAGGUUUGGCGAGACGCUCAAUAAUUAUAGAAAUGAUUUUCAUGCGAUAUAUCCUGGAACUUUAUGGUGUGGUGGAGGAAAUAUUGCAGUAAAAAAAGAUGAUGUAGGAGUAUUUUCUCAAACAGAUAUCUGUUGUCGUGAACACGAUUCUUGUCCUUACUCAGUAGAAGCUGGCAAGACCUUUGGUUUAUUAAAAAACAACGGAAUGUUUGCCAGAUCAGCUUGUUCCUGUGAUCUCAAAUUUUACAAAUGUUUAAAAAAAGUAAAUACCAUUGUCUCUGUAAAUAUUGGCACCACCUACUUCAACAUCCUACGGCCACAAUGCUUUGGAUAUAGUCAUCCAAUAAAGUCAUGUGAAAAAUAUGACGAAGUGAGGAGAAGUGAUAGAAAGUGUAUUAAAUAUAAGUUCGACGACGCCAAAAAUAAAACUCUAGAAUGGUUUGAUGUUCCUGAUUUUUAAAAUUGUUUAAACAAAUGACAAAAAAAGAAGUUUCCUCGGAAAAGGCCCUGUUGAGUUAUACCAAUUAAAUAGGGAUCCGGACACAUAUCUUUACUUUGACCAAUACUCUCCAUGCCAAACUCAAAGAUCAAUCUUAACCAACUGGUUUGACAGCUGAAAAAGACGUCCUAUCUUUGUGAGUGAGAAAGACGAUGGAGGCCAACAGUCACAAUUCUAACUGCGACACUUUCUGUCAAGAAUCCAGGGACCUUCCCCAGAGCUAUAUAAGAGUCAUGAAAACUCCGAUUGUGGCUCCGCGGUGUGGCUCGAGGAAACUUUACAAUAAACUUCUCACACCACAUUUUUAUUUGAACCUUUUGUAACUAAGCACAUGCGAGAAAGUUUUCAUAUUUUCCAUAACCAAUUUUACAAUAAACAAAAAACAAUUUUUAGCUUCUAAAAGCGUAAUACU
This is a messenger RNA of Chelonus insularis, 1258 nucleotides long. RefSeq names its product phospholipase A(2)-like. NCBI's taxonomy places the organism in Eukaryota, Metazoa, Arthropoda, Insecta, Hymenoptera, Braconidae. Gene Ontology annotation, biological process: phospholipid metabolic process; arachidonate secretion. Bases 1 to 807 code for a protein of 268 amino acids. The transcript has 4 exons. The record is from RefSeq and is a predicted model, not a curated record.